CGUGCUCUCCCCGCCCCUCCCUGCUCUCGGAGACGGAGCCACGCGCCCGAGCUCGCAGCCGCUCGCUGUCUUUCCCGGAGCUGCCGCCGCCGCCGCCGCCACCGCCGAGAUGCCUCCCCCCGGCCUGGAGCUGAUGAGCGGCCGGGUACUGCCUGCCUUCCUGCUCUGCAGCACGUUGCUAGUCAUCAAGAUGUACGUGGUGGCCAUCAUCACGGGCCAAGUGAGGCUCCGGAAGAAGGCUUUUGCCAACCCCGAGGACGCUCAGAGACACGGAGGCCUCCAGUAUUGCCGGAGCGACCCGGCCGUGGAACGCUGUCUCAGAGCCCACCGGAAUGACAUGGAGACCAUCUACCCCUUCCUGUUCCUGGGCCUCGUCUACUCCUUCUUGGGGCCUGACCCCUUCGUUGCCUGGAUGCACUUCCUGGUCGUCUUCCUGGGCCGCAUGGUGCACACCGUGGCCUACCUGGGGAAGCUGCGGGCGCCCACCCGCUCUCUGGCCUACACCCUGGCCCAGCUCCCCUGCGCCUCCAUGGCCCUGCAGAUCGUCUGGGAGGCAGCUCGCCACCUGUGACCAGCCGCUGACACUUCCUCGGCCGCCAGACCCCCGGCCACGAGCCACCGGGAGACCAGGUGCCCCUUUGAGAUUGUGAUAGGCCCCGGGGCCUGGUUUCCUGGCAACCAGCUGGAUUCCUGGGUGAAGCCGCCGAUUGGAACUGUUUAGAGACCGGUUGUCACGACUGAUAGAAGAUCCUUCCACUUAAAAGAACAGAGCAUGAAAGAUAUCCCUCCGUGUUCCUCCCCAAGUCUGGGAAGGGCGAGCAGAGACUCAGUUCAGGUUUCUGAACCUAAUGACCCUCUGAAUCCAGGGCUGUAAUAAAUAAGGACUUCUCACCUCCACCCCAGAGACUCUGA
Messenger RNA from Kogia breviceps (pygmy sperm whale), 912 nucleotides. RefSeq names its product prostaglandin E synthase (gene PTGES). The record is from RefSeq and is a predicted model, not a curated record. Gene Ontology annotation, molecular function: prostaglandin-E synthase activity. Gene Ontology annotation, cellular component: membrane. Gene Ontology annotation, biological process: prostaglandin biosynthetic process. Lineage: Eukaryota; Metazoa; Chordata; Mammalia; Artiodactyla; Physeteridae.